UGACAUAAUAUCUAUAAAACCUUUGUAAUGAUGCCUGGAAAUUUAUAUUCUGUGUUACUAUUGUUAAUAUCCAAGACUUAAUGUAGCCUGAGUUCUUUCUGCUGUACUCCAUACAAGACAGCAUGAUAGGAUGAACAAAGGUCUGGACCAAGUCAUUAGAAUGUAUUUGGAGAAAGGAUCUCAGCAGUUUAUAGUAGCAGAUUGAAAAUGGUAUAAGACAUGUCUUCAAGGCUUCUGAUUGGUUAUGUAAAGUACAAUAAUGGGUCUCAUAUAAUUAAGUCUUUAGGGCAUUGUUCUUGAAACUUCUAAAAGUUUUGAAUAUAUUUUGCCUGGAGCAAUUUAAAGUUAUGGCUUAGAAAUUUGCAGAAGUCCCUGAGAGCAGGAAAUAUUUAAAUUGCCUCCCUGAGCCUAAGGAAGGUUCUUCAGAGAAUUUCCUGGGUCAUCUCAAUGGGACAAUGUUUCCACAUGGGCUUCAGGGACAAAUGUAAUGUGCCAUAUUCACAAAUUGAACUGCCCAAUAUUUUGUUCUCCUCUUACAUUUGAACAAGCAGAACUAAAGUACCGUCCCUUUGUAAAUGUAUCUGAUGUAAUGUAUGGAGUUUUGAAACAAUUUAGAAAUAACACCUUUGUUAUCAAUAUUUUACAGAUAAUUUAACCUGUGCCAUUAUGGCUUCCAAGCAGUGACCCCCUUCUUCAGAAAUCCAUCAGCUUCACAGAAAAUUUUGCUGGACAGCCUAAAAGUAGAAGAUCAAGGCAAACUAUUCCGCUGUGCAUUGCAACCUAGGAAAUGAGCCAACAUUCCAUUUAGAGGUAAAAGAGAGAGUAAAAUGGAAUGGGAAAACCAGACCAUUCUGGUGGAAUUUUUUCUGAAGGGACUUUCUGGUUACCCGAGGCUUGAGUUACUCUUUUUUGUGCUCAUCUUCAUAAUGUAUGCGGUCAUCCUCCUGGGCAAUGCUACUCUCAUUUUAAUCAACAUCUUGGACCCUCACCUUCACACCCCUAUGUACUUCUUUCUGGGGAACCUUUCCUUCUUGGACAUCUGCUACAGCACCACCUCUAUUCCCUCCACGCUGGUGAGCUUCCUUUCAGAAAGAAAGACCAUUUCCUUUUCUGGCUGUGCAGUGCAGAUGUUCCUUGGCUUGGCCAUGGGGACAACAGAGUGUGUGCUCCUGGGCGUGAUGGCCUUUGACCGCUAUGUGGCUAUCUGCAACCCUCUGAGAUAUCCCAUCAUCAUGAGCAAGGAUGCCUAUGUAUCCAUGGCAGCUGGGUCCUGGAUCAUAGGAGCUGUCAACUCGGCAGUACAAACAGUGUUUGUGGUACAGUUGCCUUUCUGCAGGAAUAACAUCAUCAAUCAUUUCUCCUGUGAAAUUCUAGCUGUCAUGAAACUGGCCUGUGCUGACAUCUCAAGCAAUGAGUUCAUCAUGCUCGUGGCCACAACAUUGUUCAUAUUGACACCUUUGUUAUUAAUCAUUGUCUCUUACAUGUUAAUCAUUGUGAGCAUCUUCAAAAUUAGCUCUUCUGAGGGGAGAAGCAAAGCAUUCUCUACCUGCUCAGCUCAUCUGACUGUGGUCAUAAUAUUCUAUGGGACCAUCCUGUUUAUGUACAUGAAGCCCAAAUCUAAAGAAACACUUAAUUCGGAUGACUUGGAUGCUACCGACAAAAUUAUAUCCAUGUUCUAUGGGGUGAUGGCUCCCAUGAUGAAUCCUUUAAUCUACAGUCUUAGAAACAAGGAUGUGAAGGAGGCAGUAAAACACCUGGUGAGAAGAAAAGUUUUUAACAAAUAAAUGAGAAAGGUGUGAGUAAUUUUAUGAUUACAAUGUGGAAAUCAAUUAGAGAAACCAGAGUUAAACAUAGUUGCUGUUUCACUUUCCUCUCCCAAAGCUCUAAAGCACCAAAAUACACUUCUCUGAUUGCAAUACCUAAUGAAAAGAACUAAAUAAAUAAAUUUCAGUGUUUUGGAAAUUGAUGAUUAGAGUUUUGUUUGGUUUUCAUUGUUGAAGAGCUUGAUUGUGAAGCUAAGUAGAGACAGAAUGUAAUAUGGAGGGGGAUUUCUAGUUACGAGUAAAACCUUUUUUCCCCUUAAUUUUUGAUAAAAUUAUUUCCAAACCAACUUCAUACUUUCUUUACAAGACAGAAUGAAUCUGUUUUAGAUCUUUUAAUAAGUCAGUUAAAAUUAUGCAUAUCCAAUAUUGUAAUUAGUAAAAUAAUUUAUUUGGAGUCUACUAAAAUAUGACCUGGCCCCCUUGAACUUAGGUCUGAGCCCUGGAGGUGAUCAGGUACAGGCCACAGUUUAAAAACUUGUUGUGAGCCAGGGCACAAACAGCGCUGUUUUGGGGUACCGAUGACAAAGCAUAAUGCCUAUUUUUUUGUGUGUGAAACACCUUGUAGCUUUGGAACAAGAUGGCCUAAGGGAGUCAACCACGGAGUAAUGACCAUAUAUCUCUCUUUGCUUAUAACUAUUCUAGUUAAUAGCAGUUACCCUAGUGUGAUUAUUAAUAGUUCUCCCUUUCACUAUCAAAAGUGUUUCAGUUUGGAUGAUCUCACAUAUGGUCGCCCUAAAUAGCAGGGCAGCAGGACCAUCAGAUUCCAGGGAAAUGAUAGGAGAGAUGGCAGAUCGUGGCACUGUGAUGUCAGUGUCCUUAGGGAAACAAAGUGGGCACACAAUAUUCAAUACGUGUGAGAUAUUCCCAGGAACCCUUCAAAAUAAAUGGCUGAGCCAUCAAGUUUGAGGGUGUUCCAUUAGGGUAACAUGCUACAAAUUAGAUUUCCAAUUAUCUAAAAAUUAAAAAAUAUGUAUCACUUACUUAGAAUAAAAACUUUAUAUGGAGUUGUUGAUUUUUUAAGGACAAUAAUUCACCAGCAUGGUUAGUUAUCAUUUCUGAUUGCACCUUAUUGGGAUU
This is a messenger RNA of Sapajus apella (tufted capuchin), 2900 nucleotides long. RefSeq names its product olfactory receptor 13C2. NCBI's taxonomy places the organism in Eukaryota, Metazoa, Chordata, Mammalia, Primates, Cebidae. Gene Ontology annotation, cellular component: membrane. The record is from RefSeq and is a predicted model, not a curated record. The transcript is spliced from 2 exons. Gene Ontology annotation, molecular function: olfactory receptor activity; G protein-coupled receptor activity. The coding region runs from base 828 to 1784 and encodes 318 amino acids. Gene Ontology annotation, biological process: G protein-coupled receptor signaling pathway.